GGCAAACUGGUCGAUGAUAUCACAACGGCACUAAUCUGCAAACAGUCGUAGCUCCAUGUUUACGAUCUGCAGCAUUGCAGCUUUUAAAUAAGCAUCCCACUGCCGCUUGGCAAAGAGCCUUUGUUGUGAAAAUUUUGAUAAUUGCCUAUACUACUUUUUUGAGUUGCUAAAUCGUGCUCAGUGUUGGUAAUUUACGUUUUACAGCGAGGUAAGAGCAAAAAGGAUUGUUUUUAAGCCUUCCAAUUUUUUUACAUGUCGGCUAUUAAAUCGUACUUCACCCGGGCCCAUCGCAGCGGAUGUAUCAAUUUGGGCAAUGAAGUGUUGGUCAACUUCCACAGCGAUACGGAGUUUUAUCUGGGAUUUUUGCAAGAUAUUAAUGGGGAUCAGGUCUUUAUCGAUUUCGAUUGUCAGCUUAUCCAACCACAAUGGGUCUCCAUCCACCGUGUUUGGCGUCACGAACGCAGGACUAUUCAGGUGGUAGACGAUCCCGUGGACGUUCAUGUAGCCGUUCGCCAGCAAGAUGCCGGACCAUACGUUUUUCAGCCUGCUCUACUCUUGCGCAGUUGCAGCUACGCGAGUCAGUUCCUGUGCUGUGUUUCCUUCAACCUGCACCUAUCGCCCAGCGAAAUUAAGGACUUCGAAGUAGUGCAUUCCUGGCAGGUUGUCGAGCAUUUGCCCCAUGAUCGAAAUUUUUACAGAAUUUGCCUGCUACCAAUCAAAAAAAUAGUAUACCGCUCGAAAAAGUUGACUCUUGGUGCUGGCAUUGAAGAGUCUCACAUUAUCCACACGCUGGAUGUUGGAUUCCGCAACUGUUAUUAUCACUACGAAGACGGCACUCGGGAUCGAGUGUUUGUUCGCAUCACAGAAGGAGAAAUCAUGUUCCUUAUUAUGUACAUAAAAUGUUUGCACAGAUAUAAAAACGAGUGCGGGGCCAUCAGCUGCUGGCUAACGGAAACCACGAAGAAAGUUCGUAUGGGGAUCGAAAAAUAUUUACUCAAGUGUUUGAGUAAGCCACAAUGCCAGAACCAGAUGCCUGAACUUGUUACAGCUAACGUGCACAGCCAGAUCAAAUGGAAUGUUGGAGAAGAGACUGAAAUGAUGCUUGGAGACCUUCCACUCGAAAUUUUAUCGAUGUGUCUUCGUGAUUUGGACGUUACUCCAGGAAAACUUAAUAGAGUGUGUGCAGUGUGGAACGCAUUACUUGGAGACCCGGCAUCCCAUUCGUCCUUGACCAUUGACUUCUGCACGCUUACCAACCAGCGAGCACAACAACGUCAAGAAACAGAAGGCUACCAUAUCGGACGGCUACUCCAUCGCCUUAUCAGCACCAAGACGCGCAUACUGGCACUGGUAAACAUGGCGCAUCGGGCUGACACGGUGAAUCACGUCGUUUCGCUCGUUGCCGAAUUCCUGCGUUUGAAACGUCCGGUCUUGACGCUUAUCGUUAAGAGCUGUCGCGCCGGUGUAGAAAGCAAAGUAGACGGCAACCUGUUUUGGUACAACAACCCAAAUGUCGCAGCAAACUACUUUCAACUGGUGCCAUUGAAAAACCUGUGUCGCCGCUUGAUAGUGUGUGAUUUUAUUGUCGAUUUCUCUAUAUGGACAGAUCCGUAUUUUGGCCCCCGAAUGCCGAACUACAUCAAGCGAAAGGAACCGAAUAAACUUUUAAUUAAAAUACCGAUCAUGCCAUUAGAAAACGAUGAGCUGUGGAUUCCAAAGUUUAAGCGAGAACUUGUGCAGAAUUGCCCACCUGUUGAUCUGUCAGUCAGAGAGGACAUAAAGCGGUUGCAUGCUGGUUGGGUCAAACGCCACCGAUAUCCCGGAAAGAAGUGGUUGGCACUGCGGCAUCUUCUUGAAUUUUAUGGCCCAUGUGAAGCUACGAACCAAGAGGAAUACCAGCUGUAUUCAACCUUCUGGUACAAUUUGGAUUUAAGGGAGUUCGAUCGGCUGCCUCUCCGCAACUUAAGCCUGACAAUGCUUGCCCGACAUUAUAUCCGCCAUUCCGAGCGUGAAAACAAAAACAGCUAACUCUGCAGCCAGCCUAUUCUGUACUAACGUUUUAAAGCGUUUUCAUAUUCUGGCACAGCAGGACAGAGUCUCCUCAAGACGGAAGUAAUGGUGGCUAGCGCUCAAAUGGACUCCAUGUAUUAUCAUUAACGACGGAAGUAAAAGACAUGCCAGUGUUUCUUUCAAAAAUUAGUUUAUUUUCUCCGCUAGUUUCUCUUUGAAAGUGGUGCACUCAUUGCAAUGUAACUUAUUUUCUGCCUUCAAGGGAAUACUGGGAUCCUGCUGUAUUUGAAAAGUCGUAUUGUCCCCGAAGUGAAUUUUUGGAACUAGGUGGGUAAAUGACACUUUUACCACCUUUUUACAGUACUUAAUUCGAUUUGUAAAACGAUGUACAAUAAGCCACACUGCAUAGGGCGCAACUGAAAUUGAUAGCGCGCGAAAGAAACUGAUAGCGCGCUGAUGUAUUCAGAUGGAGUAGAUUCGGUACAUAUCUUUUAUUCGGGCAAUAGCCUAUUAACAGAACAGCAAGCCUGCGC
Paramacrobiotus metropolitanus is the source of this 2543-nucleotide messenger RNA. RefSeq lists its product as uncharacterized. The transcript is spliced from 4 exons. The record is from RefSeq and is a predicted model, not a curated record. The coding region runs from base 253 to 2028 and encodes 591 amino acids. NCBI's taxonomy places the organism in Eukaryota, Metazoa, Tardigrada, Eutardigrada, Parachela, Macrobiotidae.